Molecule: messenger RNA, 1245 nt
Organism: Suillus subaureus
Lineage: Eukaryota; Fungi; Basidiomycota; Agaricomycetes; Boletales; Suillaceae
Exons: 6
Coding region: 1-1245 (414 amino acids)
Source: RefSeq, a predicted model, not a curated record
AUGAUCGUCACGCUCUAUCCCCAGUUAUCACCUUCCUAUUUCUUUCAUGAUCAUCACGCUCUAUCCCCAGUCAUCAGCGCAAAAAAUCUUAAAGUCCCUUCAUACCGCAUGCCCACAGGCAUUUACAUAUCCAUCGAAAUUGAUUCCCGAAGACACUGGAAAUCAACCUUCAAAGUCCUAUCAUCCAAAGAAUCUGUAGCGUGGGGGGAUACUGUGACUCUAUCAUUGCAUGCCUCAACUGCUGGAGAGGUCAUAGCGACACUUGAAACAUCAUGGGAUGAGCUACUUGAUCAUGGAGAUGAACCAUUCGAUCUAUCCUUUCCACCUGUUCAUGAUGUCCACCCUUCCCUCAUGCUCAAGACUACUUUUGUACAUGCUUGUGAGGGCCAGGACAGCGCACUGUUUGAUCGAACUUCAGACUGGCAUUGCAUCACCCGACUCAAGGAUUCCCACAGCGCAUCAUGCGGGCACCAGUCGCCUUCAGCUCCAAACACUGACACUGCAGUUCCAGAUGCUAGUUCUCAGCCACUGGACUACACUACAUAUAGUGAUUCCAAGUCCAAGAAAAAAGACAAAAGGGAGAAACUUGUAAAUGAGACAUUCAUUGUUGUACAACCUCUACCCAGUAAAUCAAAUCACCUGCUCAAUCUCCAGGUUCAACUUGUACCUCCACAAUCUCAUCAUGAUCAAUCCCAUGCAACUGUCCAGGCUCUUGACCAGUCAGCUCAAGAUACAGCUGACACCACUUCUGAUUCCACUGAUCUUCAAAGAACAGAUUCUGGUCAGUCUGUGUUCUCAGCUUACACCUCUGCAUCCUCUGUAUCAUCAUUUGCUUUGACAUCAACUACGAAUUCAGGGUGUCACAUGAUCAUUCCACUAUAUAAUCUUCAAGCUCACAACAUCAUGACCAAUGUCAUAGUGGAUGCUGGCACUGACACUAAAGUGGCUAGAUUCGCCAAGAGGGGUUUAGAAAUUCUUGGUCUGGCCAUCCUCAAACCUAUCAAAGUCUGGGGCACUGUUCUGUUGCCAGGUGCUUUACUGCCAAGCAGCAGCAUGCACACUAGCAUUGAUGAUUCCAAACAAGAACUAGGCUUGUUCCCUCAGCCACACACACACUCCUCAACCAGUAGGCCUACUACACCCAAAGUCUUCACCACCACCCUUUCGCCUUCACCCACAGAAAUCAUUCAUAAACCCAGCUUCACCCUAACCCCUGCUACCCCAGAAGACACUAUAACCACAUAA